CUAAUAAUAAUUUCAAACGACAACAAUUACAACACAAUGAAGAAGAAAACGACACGCAGGCAGGCAACACUGGCAUUUACUACUUGCAGAGCCACUGUCUUCCACAGCCGCUGAUACAACCUACUACGGCGAUAGCCCCUGCUGCAUCCCAAUUCCCCCAACCCUAAAACAAAGCCUUUGGUUUUCAUAAAGUUGGAGUCUUUUUCCCAAUCCCAGCAUAAACUUCGAUUUCACUUCUGAGGGUUUUUGAGGAAAUGUAAAAAUUCAGGGUUUUUGGGCAAAAUUAGAAAGUUAGGGUUUUUGAGGCCAUAUUUAUUUCCUUGAAGCAAAACCCUAGGCAUGUAAUAAUUCAUUAUGGUUUUGUCCCGAAGCCUUGUUCUAGCAUAGGGUUGUUUGAGGGCGUUUCAUAGCAUGGUUUCAGGGCCACUGGUAGGUGACGAAGCGAGCAACAAGGCUUAUUCCCGAAAGAACCAGAGCUACUCCAAGAAUCCCAAUCAUGUCCUCCACCACUCGUCGCCUCCCCAGAACAUGACGCAAGUCCGUGGCGCGCUGGCGUCGAACGACUCGUCGAGCGACAAUGGCUCGCUUCCUGGCCUUGCUGAGCCAGACAAUGGACCACGCGGGUAUUCAAAGUUCGGGAACAUGGUGCGGAUUCAGUUGGAUUCUUGGUCCAAGGCUGACCUAAGAGAGAUUAAGUGGAAGCUGAUGAGUGAGCUUGAACAAGUCAGGUGCUUGGUGAAGAAUCUUGAAGCUAAGGAGGCUGAGCUUAGUGAGAGGUAUGUUCAGUCACAGUUUUCAGCUGAUGAUGUUAUAGAUAAUGUUAAAACUAAAACUACAAUGAGGGUCAAUUCGGAGGUGGGUUCUGUAGGACUCCGUGAUUCGGGGCCAUAUCGGGGGUUGAGUGUUUCAGGGCCAGAGGAUGAUGGUGGAGCUGGUCAGUAUAUGGAGAAGCAGAAGAGGACGUGGAAGGCAAAUCAAUGUUCUAGGAAUUCGGAGUUUCCUAUUGGGAAGGAGAAGUUACCACCUUUAGGGAGUAGCAAGAAGUUGAAAUCCAAUGGAAGGACAAUAGAUGAGGGUGGAGUUGGGCCUUGGUUCAGGAAAGGUAAGAAUCCGAGUCCAUUGUUCAAGAGUUGUAGUACGUUGCUUGACAAGUUGAUUAAGCAUAAGUUUGGCUGGGUGUUUAAGAAGCCUGUAGAUGUGAAGGCGCUUGGGCUUCACGAUUACAAUACCAUUAUUAAGAAACCGAUGGAUUUGGGCACGGUGAAGACUAGGCUGAACGAGAAUUGGUAUAAGACUCCUGUGGAAUUUGCAGAGGAGGUGAGACUUACAUUUAAUAAUGCAAUGUUGUAUAACCCGAAAGAGCAGGAUGCUCAUCUUAUGGCGGAGCAAUUGUUGAAAAUGUUUGAAGAUCAAUGGGCGGCUAUAGAGUCCGAGUAUAAUCUUAAUAGGAGAAAUGAGAUAGGGAAUGAUUCAAAUUUGCCACCACCUGUUUCAAGAAAAAUUCAAGCUCCUGCAGCUGCUCCUCCUUUGCCAUUGGAGAUGAGGACUCUAGAUAGAGCAGAAUCUACGACAAAGUCUGUUGAUCCCAAGUUGAAACCUGUGAGUUCUGGUCAUCCAGGUCGACCACCAGUUCCGAAGAAGCCAAAAGCCAGGGACCCCAACAAAAGGGAUAUGACUUAUGCAGAGAAGCAGAGGCUCAGCACAAACCUUCAGACUUUGCCUUCUGAGAAACUAGAUACCAUUGUCCAGAUUAUUAAAAAGAGGAAUCUAGGGCUUUGUCAGCACGAGGAUGAGAUUGAGGUGGACAUUGAAAGUGUUGAUCCUGAAACGCUUUGGGAACUGGAUAGGUUCGUGACUAAUUACAGAAAAAGCUUGAGCAAAAAUAAGAGAAGAACAGAGCUUGCUCCUCAAUCAAUAGCAGAACCUGGCCAUGCCAUCCAGGAUAAAAAUGUGGCAACAUACACUACAGUGGCAGAAAAAGAAGCCAAAGCAGCAGUUGAAAACAACAAUAGUGCAUUUUCCCCAGUUCGAAGAGAAGAGCAAGGAGAUAAUGUGAGUGGAUCAAGUAGUUCUGGCAGUGGAUCAGGAUCCUCUUCAAGUGAUUCUGACAAUGAUAGUUCAUCUGGAUGUGGAUCAGAUUCAAAUCGUUGACCUAGGACCUGAAUUGAUUUAGUUGAGAGAUUUUUAGAAGUCUUUGUUCAGCCCGGGAUACGGUUGGUGUAGAUGAGGCAUCCAAGUGGUCCAUCUUACUGCUGCUCCUGAUCAGAGUUCUUCGAAGGUGUAAAUUAAUGUGGAAAACUUAAUUAGCAGUGCUUGUUCCUUAUGAACAAAUUGUAUGAAAAGUAAAAGAACCAAACUAUAUUAUGAUGGCAGGAAACAGUUUCUAUGACAAAUGUGCAAACUGCAAACUAGUUGCUCCUCGUUUCCACCUCAAAAUUAUAUAUUAGAUUUUUUUUUUUU
Prunus mume (Japanese apricot) is the source of this 2460-nucleotide messenger RNA. Its product is annotated as transcription factor GTE4. The record is from RefSeq and is a predicted model, not a curated record. Gene Ontology annotation, molecular function: protein binding. NCBI's taxonomy places the organism in Eukaryota, Viridiplantae, Streptophyta, Magnoliopsida, Rosales, Rosaceae.